CGCACUUUAACUAAAACCAGAAGUGAUCCGUGACAGAGGAGCAGAAACUGAUCCAACAAGUGCUCAGCUGACAGGAAACACACGGUGAACACAGCACAACAAGUGAUGGAGCACUCCAAACAGACACAGUACGGCUCUAACGACAAGAAAGACACCGGGGACAGCGGCUCCGUGAUGAACGGACACUUUGACGGGAUGGUGAAGCGGCCGGCCGGCGGCACCGUGCGCGCCGCCGCUCCUCAGCCUCCGCCGGGCGCCGAGUCCGGCUCGCACCGGCCGGUGAUGGAGAGCUGGAGGGAGGAGCGCACCAGGAGCGUGGAGGACAACGAGAUGAGCCUGCCGUCCCUGGCCGCGGCUUACACCACCAUCCUGCGGGGGCUCGGGGAGGACCCCCAGCGGCAGGGGCUCCUCAAAACCCCCUGGAGGGCCGCCACCGCCAUGCAGUUCUUCACCAAGGGCUACCAGGAGAAAAUUAUCGACGUGCUCAAUGACGCCAUCUUCGAUGAAGACCAUGACGAGAUGGUGAUUGUCAAAGACAUCGACAUGUUCUCCAUGUGUGAACAUCAUUUGGUGCCCAUCUUCGGCAGGGUUCACAUCGGUUACCUCCCCAACAAGAGAGUUCUGGGCCUCAGCAAGCUGGCCAGGAUCGUUGAAAUCUACAGUCGUCGACUACAAGUUCAGGAGAGGUUGACCAAACAAAUUGCUGUGGCAAUCACUGAGGCGCUGCAGCCCACCGGGGUCGGCGUGGUCAUUGAGGCAACUCACAUGUGUAUGGUGAUGCGAGGCGUUCAGAAGAUGAACAGUAAAACCGUCACCAGCACCAUGUUGGGAGUUUUCAGGGAAGACCCAAAAACCCGCGACGAGUUUCUGACACUGAUCAGGAGCUGAGGAGGAUGAAGCUCUUCCUCUUCCUCCACCUCCUCCUCCUCCUCCUCCUGUUGCCUGGGGUUACCUCCACCUGCACGGACCAGCCGCCGUGCCAUCUGUGUGUGUGUGUGUGUGUGUGUGUGUGAGUGAGAGAGAGAGAAGAGUGUGUGUGUUUCCAUCUCACCAAAGGCAGUGACAGAGUGCUUACUGUGUUUUCAGUCAACCUCUUUUUAUUAGUCAGGUGAGGUCGAGUGUUGCCGUGGUGAUUUCUGUGUCAGAGGCCGCGGACUGACAUGUUGUUUGCUUUUGUGCGACUGAACAGACUUUACCCCCCUUUGUUCACGUGAGUUGUGCGUGUGUGCAUCAAUCAAAUAUUGGCCCUGAAAGGAGAGUAACAGAAAGAUAAAAUUAAUUCACAAAAACCCAAUUAUUAGUCUUUUGCAUUUUGAGAUCACAUUAUUUUAGUUGAAAAGCCAUUUAUACACAGUUUGACACAAAUAAAUAACACACAAAAAAAGAAUAAUUUACAGGCAAAAUGAAAACCAGCAUCAGGUUUACAGUAAUAUUUUGUUUUUAAGCGGAGUGAUGUAAAAUAUCUGCACAGAACAGUCUGAUUUUUUGAACAAUACUGUAAAUGUGGGACUUAAAAACAGAGAUUCUUAUAAAUAACUUUAAUAUAUUCAGGAAACAUGACGAGGCUAAAGGCGGAAACUAUGAAUUAAAAAACUGAACAUUGAAUUUAAAAAAUAAUGUAAGUGUUUCAUCUGAGACUAUUUCACAAAGCAUUUCCAGCUCCCAAGUCAGAGAAAAGUGUUUAUUCACCCUUUUUAAACAGAGAUUUCGCAAUACUGCCGAGAAGAUGAUUCGCCAUGACACCGUUAUAAUGCUGCCCCGGUUUUUGACUUUAGAUAGCGUGCUGACUCUGCAGAAAAAUGCAGAUUGUAACACAUUAAAUAAUCAGGUGCUUUAUGUAGAAUCAUCUGAUUACUGGAUAAAGAUUUGUUUCUUCGACUAGAAAUAAAAUUCUUAGCAUCAACAUGCAGAUGGUGUUUGAUACCAGAAACAAAAUAAAUAGGAUGACUGAGAGAAGACACACUGAGAUUUAAUAACUGCUGAUUAUAAGGAACAUCUAAAGCUGAAACGAUUAGUUGAUUGAUAGAAAAUUACUUGCAGCCAUUUAAUAAUUAAGUCAUUGUUUAGGUCAUUUGUCAAGGAAACAUGUCAAACAUUUACAGCUCCUGAACUUUAACUUUUUUAUGUUAUUUAAAUAAAAUAUCUUUAGGUUUCAGACUGUUUGAAGAUACUUUGGGGCCUUUUUCACUUUUUUUUAGACUAAACAACUUUUUUAAUAAUUGAUUUAAAAAAAACUGAAAAAUAAACUGACUAUGAAAAUAAUUGUUGGCUGCAGCCCUAGAUAGAAGUUCUCCCCUAUAGCAGAUCCAUUUCUUUUAAAUCUUUUCACACGUGUGUAACACUCUGUCACACCUCAGAAACCUCAGAUUACAAACAUCUUUUCCUUUUAUUCAGGACUUUUUGUUCAGCUGAGAUUCUGUCGAUUUAAAACUAGAAUUAAAGCAUUAAAUGUUUUUAUUACAAAUAUUUAGAGGUUCAUUGUGUAAGAUUUAGGGGAAUUUAGUGGCACCUAGCGCCAUGAGGAUUGCAGAUUGUAACAAGCUGAAACUUCUCCCGGUUAGGAAUCCUUCAGCGUUUAUUGUUCAGUCAGUUCAGUGUUUUACUGGGAACUGAAUUAUCCAUAGAGGUCUCGUCCUCUCCAAAACAAACAGACCCAGUGAUUCAAACCAGUGAAGAACAAAGAGUAAAGCAAUUUGACGUUACAAAUCAGUGUCACUAUAACGCUGUUUGACAUCCUGGAGACGGGUGGCUCACGCACCACCUGCUAAUAUGAGCUCACCUUUUUUCAGAUGCAGAAAUCGGUUUCACAAACAUCCUGAAGUCUUUUCAUUAAGGUUUCCUUAAAAUGUUUACUUAACAAUAUAAGGUUUUCUCCUCAUCUUGGUUCUUGUCCUUAAGGAAUUGCGUCAAGUUUGUUUAACUGUUGGACCUUAUCAGCCAAAGUAGGACGGACAACGGGAAAGGCCUGUCUAGUGCCUGUGCUAUGUUUGUCCGUUCUGGGCUACCGUAGAAACAUAGCAGUCCAACAUGGCAAUCUCCAUAUGCAAGAACCCAUUCCCUAUUUAGAUAUGAAUUGCUCAUUCUAAGGUAACAAAAACACAAUGAUUCUUAUUAUCAGGUGAUUAAAUACUAAAGAAAUCAUACUUAUAUUCCAUUUCUGCCAAUGUGUCCGCCUAAAUCCUAAACACUGAACCUUUAAAUAUAAAACAUUGUGGAACAUUUGACGCAAAAUCAUCGGGGGAAAAUAAGCAAAACGCAUCUGAGAAUAAACCAUAUUUAGCAUCUUAUUAUUAUUAAUAUUGUUAUAAGAUCCUGAGCGAGGGUCUGCCUGUACGUGCCAACUCGCCUCUCAAUUAAAACCAAAAGAUGACUUCACAGUGACGUGACGAGGCAGCCAGAGAGAUGCUGAGCUGCAGACUCACCGUCUGAAAACAAACUGAUUCUUUUAAUUUCCAUGAGAGGCAAAUUAAAUGUGUGUAUGUGUAUGUGUGUGUGUGUGUUCCUCACAGUUUUCAUCCCAGCAGAUGAACAGUGUGGAGAUAAGUGUGUGUGUGUGUGUUGUUUAGUGACUUUGUGUUACUCGUGUAGCAGUUUUUUUUUUUGUUUUUUUUUUUGCAUAAUGUCCCCAGACAGAUUUUGGGAGGUUUUAACUUGUGAAAUGUGCUGAUGGGAGUUAUGCGUGUGUGUGUGUGUGUGUGUGUUGGAGGGAAGAUGAACACUGACAAACGGCUGUGAUGAUGUUGUUGUUUUUGUGGCCUUGUUGAGAAGGACGGCCUGUUGUUUGGCCUCUUCACCAUCAUUGUCACUUUAUGUACUGUUUUCAUUUCAGAUACUUUUUAAUCAAAGAAAAUAAAACUCUAUGUGACA
Molecule: messenger RNA, 3867 nt
Organism: Epinephelus fuscoguttatus (brown-marbled grouper)
Lineage: Eukaryota; Metazoa; Chordata; Actinopteri; Perciformes; Serranidae
Gene: gch1
Product: GTP cyclohydrolase 1
Exons: 6
Coding region: 106-888 (260 amino acids)
Biological process (GO): tetrahydrobiopterin biosynthetic process; tetrahydrofolate biosynthetic process
Cellular component (GO): cytoplasm
Molecular function (GO): GTP binding; GTP cyclohydrolase I activity; zinc ion binding
Source: RefSeq, a predicted model, not a curated record